Messenger RNA from Sturnus vulgaris (Common starling), 528 nucleotides. It is a transcript of the gene MED11, whose product is annotated as mediator complex subunit 11. Gene Ontology annotation, molecular function: transcription coregulator activity. Lineage: Eukaryota; Metazoa; Chordata; Aves; Passeriformes; Sturnidae. Gene Ontology annotation, cellular component: mediator complex. The record is from RefSeq and is a predicted model, not a curated record. Gene Ontology annotation, biological process: regulation of transcription by RNA polymerase II.
AUGGCGGGGUUCGGCGUGGCCAACGAGCGGCUCCGGGCGCUGGAGGAGCUGGAGCGCGAAAUCGGCGCCUCCCUGCAGAGCGCGGGCUCGGUGAUCCUGGAGCUGUCCAAGGAGAAGCCCCAGGAGCGACACCUGGACCGCCAGGCCGCCCAGUUCGGAGCCGCCGUGGCCAAGGUGGAGGCCGAGCUCUCGGCCCAGAUCCGCUACCUGACACAGGUGGCCACGGGGCAGCCCCACGAGGGCUCGAGCUACGCCGCCCGCAAGAGCUGCCAGCUGGCCCUGAACCGGCUGGACUACGCCCGGCGGCGCCUGGCAGAGCUGGCACGGGCCUGUGAGCUCAUGCUGGAACAGUGACACACCUGGGCACACCUGGGGACAACGUGGGACACACCUGGGGACAGCCUCGGCACUGAAAAAUGGGAUUUUAAUGGGGUUUGACACCUUGGAGACAGCGCUGAGAGACUCUGGGCACACCUGGAGAUACCUGGGCACACCUGGCCACACCUGGGGACAACGUGGGACACACCU